AAUAAAUCAAUCACAGCUACAGACUGGUAGCCAUUAUGAUCUAAUCUGACUGUUCUGGGUGGCAAUGAACUCUUCCUCUGGUUCACUGCCCAGUAUCCUGGCAUCAUGUGGCUCCUAUAAAGGCAGUAGCUCCAAGCACAUCACACAGAGGGGCCGGACUCCAUUAAACCGCCACCAUGCUUCCCAAGGCAUCCCUUCGGCCAUGAAGCUCCUGUUCCUGGUCUUUGCAUCCCUUGGAUUCCUGGUGACUCCAGCCAGCGGGGGUGGGUCGGGCUGUGGGCGCAAGUUCCCAGGACCCUGCAGGCUGCACUGCAGCUCCCUGGAGAGAUCCACCUUCAUGUGCGACAGGAGCAAACAGUGCUGCACCAAAGACCACGGGAGGCCCAUCGCGCCACCGCCUGUCCACAGAUCGAAGCAGCUCUGCAGAACAGCUACGAAAAGCCAAACCGAGAAGCAACCGACGGCUACGACGCCACGACCACGAUCUACGAUACCACAGCCGCGGUGCACAACGCGACACCAUCUCCAAGUCGUCCCAAUCUGGAAGUAUGGCAACCGGAGGCUGUCCACCAGCUACAUCCUCACAGCCGCUUCUCUUGAAGGGAGGUCUGAGCAGUGCACCUCCAUGGCUGCCACAAAGCAGGAGGAACUGGCACAGCCCUGUUGGAAAGUCAAGUGGAAAUAA
This is a messenger RNA of Herpailurus yagouaroundi (jaguarundi), 685 nucleotides long. RefSeq names its product defensin beta 132 (gene DEFB132). The coding region runs from base 65 to 685 and encodes 206 amino acids. NCBI's taxonomy places the organism in Eukaryota, Metazoa, Chordata, Mammalia, Carnivora, Felidae. The record is from RefSeq and is a predicted model, not a curated record. The transcript has 4 exons.